Messenger RNA from Aegilops tauschii subsp. strangulata, 1347 nucleotides. The record is from RefSeq and is a predicted model, not a curated record. NCBI's taxonomy places the organism in Eukaryota, Viridiplantae, Streptophyta, Magnoliopsida, Poales, Poaceae.
GCCGCCACUCCACCGAAUCCCCCUCGGGAUCUCCCCUGCCCGAUUCACCCAACCAGCGCUCUCCCUCCUCCUCGUUCCAGAUGCCCGAGCCCCCAAUCCAAAAUUCCUCUCGGCCUCCACCAUGUAGCCCCCUCCUCCCGAUCCAUCCACCAUGGUCGUCGCCCUGCUUCUUCGAGACUAGCAGCUGCUGAUCUGCAUCCAUGCCGCCUCCCGGCGUCGACCGCAAGCCAAGGAGCCUCCCUGUGCUCCUCCAGCUCGCCUCGUCACCCGGCAACCGGCGCUGCCACCGGCGACCAGCAGAUGGGUGCCAUGCCCUUCCCUUCUUCCCCAUUCCCUCUGGUUCCCUCUCUCACCUGCUCCCUGUCUUCUCCAGAAAGCCCGCAGGAGCAUCCAUGGUCGUCCCCGUCGCCGCUGCCUUUCCCUCGCCUUCCCUCGGCUCCACCUGCCGGUGAGACUCGCGACUCCGUCACCGGCUUGUCCCUGCUGCGUCGGCCAUCUUCUCCCUCGCCUCGCUCCGCUCGUCUGCAGAGGUCGCGAGGCAUCUCUGCUGCAUCAAGCCGCUGCUCGUUCCACCUCCAGCGCGCCCGAUGCAUCCUCCUCGCGCAUGCCUGGCCGCGCCACCGGACCCCCGCAGACAACAGCUCCAUAGCCGCCCGUCAAGUUCGCGCCCCGGCCCCGAUCUGGACCGGAUCUCCUCUGCUCCGCCGCCUAGCCGCCGAAUCCGCCCCGUUCCGGCCGGUUCCCGCCGACCCCGCCGCCAGGAACCCCCCUGUCGUUGUCUUCUCCAUCGCCAUGGUGUUGCUAUUUCUGUUCUUCAGAAACGAGAGCACCAGCGUCUCGUUAGUCCCGAGCGUUGACCGCGCCUCCAGUGGCCUCCAAGGCCCAGCGCGCCCCUCCUGUAGCCUCCCCUCCAAUCGGGUUAAGGCCCAUGGUGAGCCCCCAGCCCCUUCUCUUUGUUCAGCCCAGUUCCGCCAGAUUCAGCCCAUGUUUGUUUCCCCAUGCGCUGCGAAUUUUGCCAUUUAUCCAGAGACUGCCAGUUUUACAGAAAAACCCAUCAUGUUCAUGCAUAUAAUAACUCAACAACCAUGCAUCGGAUUAAAAUGAUUUAUAUAUGUAAAAUUCUUAGAAUUUUAUCUAGUUUUACAUUAUGCCACUUUCAUCCAUGUUUAAAAUGUUUAUACUUGCUGUUUGUUUAAAUUUUCUCUAAUGGCAUGUUAAAAUAAUUUAUUUCAUAACUAAAUAACCGUAGCUCGGAUUUAAAUAAACUUUAUAUGUAAAUGGGGUAGAAAAAUGCAUAGAUUAACUUGGUGCACUUUAUUUUCCUGUUUAACAACAAUAAAAUAUGGU